Messenger RNA from Lineus longissimus, 6793 nucleotides. Its product is annotated as glutamate receptor-interacting protein 1-like. The transcript is spliced from 21 exons. Gene Ontology annotation, molecular function: protein binding. NCBI's taxonomy places the organism in Eukaryota, Metazoa, Nemertea, Pilidiophora, Heteronemertea, Lineidae. The record is from RefSeq and is a predicted model, not a curated record. Gene Ontology annotation, biological process: neurotransmitter receptor transport, endosome to postsynaptic membrane. Bases 564 to 4064 code for a protein of 1166 amino acids.
ACCAAAUGACUGUUGUAGGGGGAUUGCACGAAUCGAAAAUCGAAACUAUGGAAUCGUUUCGAACUUAUCGGCUGCAGCCGUAACCUCAAGUAACUCUUGACUCUCCUUUCGUGUUUAUCUAUUUGAGGUGUGUUUGGUUCUCAGCAGUGGCCCGAUGAUCACUCCAGCUGCGUCUUUGUUGGUGCAACUCUCAGGUGUGGUGAAGCGAUUAUGUACCUACGACUUCAGUUUAUAUCAGUCAUUCCCCUACAACAUUUCGUUAAACCACUUAAGACGAGUACCUGACCUAUAUACACACGGGAUUCAGAGCAGGAAUUCUGUUAUUUUAUUCGGGAUUCCAGACCGAAUGUGAAGUUUAUGGUACUUUUGCACGAAUAUUGUUCACGUGGGUAAACCAAGGAAAUGUGUGCACGUGGUUAAAACAAGGAUCUAUGUUCACAUGGGUGAAAUGAUGUAUGAGGUUUAUGCGGUGAACACGUGGACACUUGAAUGAUGUGGAUAAAGCUGAAUUAGUGCCCUACCAACAAGAUUUCAUGUAGUCCGAUGGUGACUAAUCUACAGCAAUGAACUGCAUUUGGAAGAAACGCAAAAAAGUACGAUUCAAGCGCAAUUAUUAUCGGCAGAUGCGACAGUAUCUUUGCUGUGUGCCAAGCAAGUCCUACAGCUUGACAGGUAAUCAUGGUAAUGGUCAAUAUGUUGAAGCAACCCAAGGGAAAAAGGAUGAAGACAUUGAAUACAGACAAGCCGACACAUUACACAGAGCGAGGGUCUACGAUGAGGACAGAAGAGGAGUGGCGCUUGUGGAACUCCACAAGAAAGAAGGAUGUGGUCUCGGCCUGACAGUGAUAGGUGGCGCCGACAAGGGCGACAAGCCCAGCAUAGCCAAUAUCAGGCCAGGCGGAGUAGCCCACAGGAGUGACGCACUACAAGUUGGCGAUGCCAUCAUGACUGUCAAUGGAAUCAGAAUGGGUACAAUGAAACACGAUGAAAUGAUCAACUUGCUCAAGAACGCCAAAGACAAGUUAGUCCUUGAGGUCGAAUAUGAUCUUCCUGACUUGCCGUCCUCGUCUUUUUCUGUGAUGUGCAAAUCGGUGGAGAUUCUUCUUGAGAAGGAAGGGAACGCGUUUGGUUUCACAAUGCGAGGGGGUCUCUCCAGCAUACCCUCCAAGACACGACCACUCACAGUCACACAGAUACGACCAGGAGGAUCAGCAGACAGAGAAGGCAGCUUAAAAAUUGGUGACAGGAUAUUAGCCAUCAACGGCAUAAAUGUAACAGAUAUGAGACACGAUGAAGCCAUGACGAUAUUACGGAGGACAGAUUCUGAUGCAGUACUCCUAGUCGAAUACGAUGUCUCUAUCAUGGAAGAAGUGAGGAAUCCCUAUGGCCCGCUCAUGAUCGAGAUUGGGAAAAACCCAGGGGCCAACUUGGGUAUCACCCUCACAACGACUAAGUUCAAAGACAAAACAGUGAUAUGUGUGGAAAACAUUCGAGAAGCCAGCAUAGCAGACAGAUGUGGUGCCCUACACUUUGGAGAUCAGGUCCUCUCCAUAGACGGUACAAGCCUCGAACACAUGACCCUCAAUGAAGCUACGCAACUCCUCAAAUCAAGUGUCGGUGAACUCAUCAAACUUGAAAUUCUACCUCUCAGCAAAAUCAAACCAAGACAGUCCAUUGUAACGAAAAAAGCUACUGUUGUCCCUGGUAGCCAUGGAAGAAAUACCUCCCCGUCCUCCAGUCUUCAGGCAAGCCAAAACAGCAUCCCCGCCUCCAUCAGUACUCUCGCCUCCCGCCAGAACUCUUACACACACGUGGACAUCGAGCCCACGUACGCCCGAGUCAACGUCCCGCCGCCAGAGCCCGCCUACGCCCAGGUGAACGUUCAGCGGCCUUCUUCAGCAAGUUCCAGUUAUUCCAAUCUCAGUUACACCAACCCUUAUGGUUCUCUUCGGUUCCGGACGUUUGGGAAGCCACGGAAACCUUCUUCAGAUGACAUCCCGGAAGAAGACUUCCCACCUCCCCCACCAGAUGUGAUUCUGGAAGAAGACUUUCCUCCACCUCCUCCCGCAGUCACAUCAGCCAUCACUGGCCUAAACAACCCUGUCAGCCACCCAGAGACAACAGAAGUUACCAUCUUUGACGAGGGGCGAGGCUUUUGCUUUACGUUGCAAGGAAGUCAUUUCUCUGGAGAAAUGCUGACGGAGUCACCCAUUAUAGACUCGAUAGACCCAGGGGGACCCGCAGAGAAAUCUGGUGUGAUACAGGAGGGUGACCGCCUUCUCUCCAUCAACGGGAACUACCUGGAGGGUCGCACGUUACAGGACAUCAACACGAUGUUGAGAGAAAGUGGCAAAAAGUGUACAUUAGAGAUUGAAUUUGAUGUUGCUGAUGCAGUCGUGCCGAGCUGUGGAACGUUCAACGUGAAAGUCGGGAGGAGGGGCGCCACACUUGGAAUAACUAUUUCAGGUCCAAAAAACCGCCAGCCGGGGGACCCACUGAUCAUCUCAGGGAUCAAGAAAGGCAGCGUCGCCCACAGGACUGGCACCUUACAUGCAGGAGAUAAGCUCCUUGCUAUCGACGUUCUCAAGACAGACAAUCUCAGCAUUGAAGAGGCAGCGAGAGUUCUCACAAAUGUGGAAGACAUCGUCAAGUUACGGAUACGGAAAGACGAGCCCACACCUGUUGAGGACCCAGCUCCCGAUGCUAGUGCUGUGUCUCAUGUGGUGGAACUCCGGCGCUGUGGUGGGCCACUCGGCCUGACGAUCUCUGGCACAGAGGAACCUUUUGAUCCGAUCAUCAUAUCAGGAUUAACGGAGAAUGGUUUAGCAGAAAGGAGUGGAGCCUUGAACACCGGCGAUAGAAUUCUCGCUAUAAACGGCAAAACGUUGAAAGGACGCCCUCUAUCCGACGCCAUUGCAACAUUACAGAGCGCCGGUGACAUCGUAACGUUAUUGGUAUCGAGAGUGAAUGACAUGUCUGGAGGUUCAUACUCGGGACAAGUCAAACAGUAUGAACGGGAAAACUAUGCCCAAGUGGAAGUGAAGGGAACAAACGUCCCAGUCACGAGUGUUGAUAGUGCUUUAGAUUCAUGGGACAGUGCAGGCCUGGACUCGCAGAAUAGCCGGCCUCGGUUACGGUUAUCAGUCAGCAGUUCCAAUACAUCUUCUCAUUAUCGCAUACCAUCUGUACCAUCGAGGGACUCGGCCUGUAGCGCUGAAUCCGGUGAAGGCCACAACGAUCCCUGGGACUCAGCGACGGCCAGCAGUGGCCAAUCGUGUCGGAAUAGCGCUAGUACGGAGCAUGACGACGACAACUGGAUUCGAACGAUCGAGGAACUAGAGGAGGAUUCUGAUAGGUUGGAAGCAAUGGAAUUGAUGAAGACGUCGAAAACUGGUUUAACGUUACGCACUCGACCACUUGCACAUUCGACGCUCAUUUCUUCACAAAUAACAAACAUUGAUGACGAACCAUUGCCACCUCCACCUCCAGAGCUACAACCCCCGCCAACUCCCCCAACACAAAAUUCGGACGAAAAAGGAAUUUAUUUUCCGUUCUCGGGGAUUGGGAAGUAUAAGGAUGUGGACAUCAUGAGACUACAGCAUCAAAUGCAGGUCAUGACGCAACCGACCCCAACAGAAAUUCUGAAAGUGACUUUGUAUAAAAAUUCAGAUUCGGAUAAUUUUGGACUGAGCGUUUCAGAUGGACUUCUUGAAAAGGGUGUUUAUAUCAGUGCAUUACGGCCAGGAGGACCAGCAGAUAAAUGUGGAGUGUUGCGGAAUUUUGACAGAAUAUUACAGGUCAACCAUGUUAAAACACGCGAUUUAGACUGUUGUUUAGUGGUCCCGUUAAUUGCCGCGUCAGGGAACCAAAUCGACAUCGUCGUGAGUCGUAACCCGGUCGCCGAAUGCAAUGAAGAGGACAACCAAUCAGUGGCCUCGUCACGAGCAUCGAGUCGGUCGAGUACAAGCGCUGCGAGUGAUCCAUCGCGGUCGAGCAUUUACAGUGAUCCUAGGUCUAGCGCGACCAGUGAGACAUUAGGAAAAGUCUACAAUAAGCACUUAUAGAUGGCGCUUUGUGAUCAGAAUGUGUCUUUUUAGAAAGGAUUUGAGUGAUAGGUGAUAUUAGGCUCAAAGAUGUGUCUGUUAUGAUUGUUUUAGAACAGAGAAACUUCAGAUCGUAAAAGGGAGUUUGUCUCAAUUAUGUCAAUGAUGGAGAAUAUUUUAUGGAAUCUGAUGUGGGGAUGAAAACAAGAUAAACAGAAUUAUUGGUCCCAGUUCAGAUAUAUUGUUCAAAGUUAUCAGUGUUCUACAGACAUUUUAACCCUUUCCUCAGUGUGCUAUUUUCCAUGACCAUUGCGACUGGGCAAUGUAAAGUUUUCUCUAGUCUCAGUUUUGAUAAUGUCUGAUCAUCAAAAUAGAUGGAAUGGUAUAAAUUUUCUUCAAUGGGAAAACAGGAUGUACAUGUAGAUAGAACAAGUGACGUGUUUUUAAUCUGUCUAUGUAUUUGUGCUCUACAUGUAGAUUCUUUGAAGCAGACUUGUGUAGGAUGGAUAUAUGUACGUGUUAAGUGAACCUGGGGCAGGAUCUGUACAUCCUUAUUGGAAGCUUUAUCAAACCACCUCUUUGUUAAACUUAAAUGACUGCAAAAAACAACAAUCUGUACUAAGGAAGAUCUCCAACCAAGAAGAGAAUACAUUGUCCUAAGAAGAAAUGAACAAUGAUGGAGUCAUUCAUUUAGACAUAAUUGUGUAAAUACAUUGAACCUUUUCAAUGUGCACACCAGGUAAUGGCCUUUUUAGCCAAAGCUAUUUUUCGCUGUCAUUUAAGAUUGGCUGGGGGUGGAAUGAUAGCAGUUGAAAGCUAUUUUCACCACUUCUUUACAUGCAGCCGAGGUGAUGUCAGUUUCUUCAUGCAUCUCAUGUUAACUGAAUGGAUUUUUUAACACUUAGAAAUGUUGGAUUAUUCUGAAAAGAAAAUACAUCUCUUGUGCAUGAAAUAUAUAUCCUGUAAGGAAACUCAAUCGAGUCAUGGAUUGAUUUCCAAAAAAACCUAGAGUCUUUAUUUUAAAAAACAACAACCUAAUAAAAAUCAAGUAGAUCCAGAGAAAGAGAAAGACAUCAUAACGUAUAUCGGUCUAUUGUAGAAUGUGUCAUUUCAUGUGGACAGCAUACUGGUCUAUGGUUGUAAAAUGGUUUAAAUUUGAUGGUCUCUGUGUCUGAUAGUGUUUGGUUAGCUGUUUCGGUUUAGAUAGAUUAACCAAUGCUAGAAAUGUAGCUUUCUUAAUAGGAAAUGGUGAGAAUGUUGGGAGUUUGAUCUGGAAAAUGUUUGCCCUGGGGCAUCAUGUAAAUGUUUGCUCGACAAGAGAGGGAAGAUUAUGUCUUUAUUUGGCCUGGUGUGAACUGCUUGCUCAGGUUAUGUGAAUGGAAGGAAAUUUUUUUCAAUAUUGAUGUCAUGGAGGAAAUAACUGAUGUCCUAUAUGACGCUCAGCUCUCAACUAACUCAGCAAGCAAGUUCAGCUCCAGCACAUAUCAUCAUUUAAGCCACGGUCUUUCUCUCUGGUUUUGCUGACAAGUUGUUCCGAAAAAUAUGCCUCCACAAGUUCUCUCAGUAGUCACAUGUUGUAUGUCGUAUAUGUCAUCCAUGUCUGUCGUCGUCAGGUCACAUGAUGUUGGUUUUAAUCGGUUGGGUUAUUUCAUUGCAUUUGCCAUCCAAAAAGUAACAAUAAGUUAAGUUUCGUUGCACAUGGUUUGCACUUUUCGCUUUUGUGGUAUAGUGGUACAACUAUGGUCCUCACAGUAAAGAAAAUGGCUAUAAUUGUAGCACCUUACCUUACAUUUUCAACAUUUUAGAUAAUACCUUGCACAAUUGUUUUAUUUUUGUUGUGUGUAUUUUGUCCACUUGGCCUUGUGAUUUAUUUUGAAUAGGUUGUUUUAUUUAUUUAUUUGUCAGUAGGCCUUAUUUAUUAAAACUUUCACUUUUGGGGUACAUUUCAAAUUUGUUGAAAAGUACCUUUGCAUAUACAUAUUCACAACUUGUACAUGUAUUCUGUUUUAUCCAGUAAGAAAAUUAACUGAUUAAAAAUUAUUUAAUUUCCCUAAAAGUCAUGAUUUUAUUGUUGACAGGAUUUUUUUCUGGAAGGAAACUUUCAAUCAAUGUGUCUGUAACCAGUAGCAAUGAUCGAUUGUAUACAUGUUGUUGAUAUUUGUGUGUGUUUCCUUCAUGUUAUUCAACAAUACUUAUUUCAUGGUGUCCCAGCAAAAAGCCGUUAGAUAUUUGUAUAAAAUUCGUGCUGGAAAAAUGUCUUCAAAUUAGUAAAAAAUGUAAUCCUUCCUGAUCUUCCCACAGUACAUGUAUGAAUUUGCGAUGAAAUUUUUUGGUUUUCCGGAACUUGUAUUUGUCUAAAAAUAUAAUUAACACAUGUGAAGAUACAUCCUGCCCAGUUUUUUGUAGCAAGUCAUUAUCGUAUGAUUUAAAGACCCAGAAGCAACUUAAAUGCAUUUGUGGUCAAGAUAAUGUAGAGAAUGUUCGAGAAAUUAUGGGUUUCUCCAUUAAAACUUUGUAGGGAUGGCAAGUUCUUCCCUCAAUGGCAUAAUUUUUCCAGCACAGUGUAAACCCUUAAGUAACUCCUGGAUUUGCAGCUUCAAUGAGUAGGUCUCCGAAAUUAUGUUUCUCCCUGUUUUCUACGCAUUCUUGUAGGACUUUGUACAUUUCUGUUCACACUUAGUUAACUUAUCUUUAAAUCUGUUUAUAUUGUAAUUAUCAUUCAAUAAAGUACAAUUUCUUAAAAAAUGGCA